Messenger RNA from Phalaenopsis equestris, 1577 nucleotides. RefSeq lists its product as uncharacterized. Bases 105 to 1253 code for a protein of 382 amino acids. Lineage: Eukaryota; Viridiplantae; Streptophyta; Magnoliopsida; Asparagales; Orchidaceae. The transcript has 8 exons. The record is from RefSeq and is a predicted model, not a curated record.
UAAUAUUUUUUUUUCUUUAUAAUGGCCAGAAUGCUUCAUUAUUCCCAAAUAAUAUAUACCAUGACUCGAGUUUUGUGCGUUCCUUCCGAUUACAAUUCUUAGCCAUGCACGCGCACCCGGCUCGCCUACUCGCGUCGCGUUGCCUCAGCGAUUUGCCCCCCGCAUAUAGCUCAAGAACAAAGCCGCGACUUGCCGGAAUCGCUUUGGUUCCUCCGAUGGCCGCGACACGAGGCGCGGAACCGCGUUUGAACGAGAGAGAGCAGGAGGUGAGCUUAACGGAGUGGCAGGGAUGGGGCACUUCUUCUCCCGUCCCAGCCAUGGUGAACCAAGUCAUCGACGACUUACUUGCCCUGGAAAGGGACGCCGAUACCCGAAUGUGCUUCGGCGGACUCGGCGGAAAGCUUCAGGGAAACUUUAGGAUUCAGGAAGAUAUAAAACAUAGGGAAGUGUACCAAUCUCUAACUAAAUCAGAAGAAAAGCUUCAAUUUUUUUCUGCUCGACAGAUAGCGUGCAGAUUGCUUGGAAGUAGGGGAUAUCUUUGCCAGAAGUGUUGGAUUGCUAAGGAAGACUGCAUGUGUUCAAUUCUCAAUCCAUGCUCUCCUUGUAAGAGAAUAAGAUUUUGGGUGUACAUGCAUCCGAAGGACUUCUUGCGACAAAAUAACACUGGCAAGUUACUAUGGCAACUAUUUGGAGUUCAGGCUGCAUCAUUGUGCCUCUUUGGCAUUCAUGAACAUGAGGAAAUCAUGUGGGAUGCAUUUAGAAAUGCAGGAAAAUUCUUGGUAUGGUUUCUUUAUCCUAAUCAGAAUAUCUAUCCCAAUUCAGUUAAAGAUAUGUUACUUGGGGAUUCGUUUGCUGGUCCUGAAGGUGAAAAGAUGCAUCAAAAGCAACUAAAUUUUGUCUUAAUCGAUGGCACGUGGAGCAAUUCUGCUGCAAUGUAUAGACGUUUGAAGGAGAGAUGGGCGGCUACAUGGGGGGAGAAAGAGCCACCUUGUAUUUCUCUUUCAAGCACUGGCGCAUCAGUGAUGCAUAAACUUCGACCGCAGCCGGCAUGGGAUAGAACCUGCACAGCAGCUGCUGCUGCUGGCCUUCUCUUAGAGCUUCACCAUCAUCCGGAGCUGCACUCACAUGGGCUUGAUAAACUGGCGGAAGAGGUGGAGAAUGCAUUGGGUGCCUUACUUGAGGCCCUCACUGCUCGACGCUUGCGUAUGGGUCGGUCCAUCACUCGGAGGGAAAGACAUAAUAACUGCAUCUAAAAGAACAGUAAACAUUUUUUAUCCUUGCACUUGGAAGAUGAACUGAAGCUGAUAGUUGGUGCUUUCUAUAACUACUGGGCAGAUGAGAUUGGAACAACAGCCUUCUCGUUUUUUUGGGUCCAUUUUUUAUUAACAAUCAGAUUUGAAGGGAAAACUCUAUUUUGCUAUAUUAUUUUAAACAAAAUAGUCAUUUUUUAUUAUAAAACUGUAGUUAUAUUUUGCUAAAAUCUGGGGGACUAAUAUUGUGAAUACCUCAUCUGCUAUCACAUUGUGAUCUGUGCUUAUGCAGUUCUGUGCUGCCAGUUAUUGUUUAGAUAUAUCUCA